AAAAGUAAAAUUACUCAGUUUAAUUUGGAAGAAGGUAUCUUUUUCAGACCACAACACGCACGAUGCUGAGGCAGCUGGCGCGGUCGCUUAGCCCUCAAGGUGCAUGUGUUAUCCUGAUCCUGCGCGCUGCACCGGUGAGAGAGAGCGAACAAUUUGUGAAAGGUGAAAAGUGAUUUCGACGGGAAAACUUCCACAUAUCUCUUGAUGAGGGACCCGUCAACUUGCCGUAAAUCUCCACGUCAAAUCUCCAUGAGUGUGGCCGCCCUUGGUCGGUAAAUUUCGCCAAGCGCCAGAAUGAAAAUUCAGAGUCGAAACUAAAUCUCUACGGGUGCUCACUUUCCCAACGCAAGGUAUUACGUUUUGACGAAAUCUCGCCCAUCGUUUCAUGUGGACGAUGAGCUCUGGCGACGAAGAGAACGAUGAAGGCAUUGAACCUGGUAUUAUCGACGAAACGGACCCCGUGUUCCGUUCUGUCGCUGAAGCGGACGUCAGUUUGGAUGAAAUGAUGAGUUUGGCAUGUCGGCAAGGCAAACUCGACAUCGUGGAGUUGUUGCUGGAAAGUGGAGCGCAUGUUGAUUAUCGGAACAAGGCUGGCAAUACACCGUUGUUAGAAGCGUGCAGUCAGGGGCACGUUGAAGUGGCACGUUAUUUGUUGGACCAUAACGCCAACAUUGAUGCCCCCACUGAGACCACCUCUGAUAGUGCCCUGACGUGGGCAUGCACCCUUGGCAACGAGGCCAUUGUGGAACUGCUGUUGGAAAGGACAUCAGAUGUUGAACAUCGAACCAAAGAUGGUUGUACAGCGCUCAUGUUUGCGGCACUGGCUGGUCACGUGAAAGUGGCAGCCAUGCUGCUUGAUCAUGGUGCAGAGAUAAAUGUUGAGUCGGAUAGCAACAAGGAUAGCCCCCUUACUUUUGCUUGUUGGAAGGGGCACUGUGAUGUUGUUGAGCUUCUUCUGGAAAGGAAUGCCAACAUUGAGCAUCGCACAAAAGAAGGUUUCACACCACUCAUGUUUGCCGCCCUUGGGGGUCAUACCGAUGUGGCGCGAAAAUUACUUGAAAGAAAGGCUAAGGUUAAUGUUCCCAGUGGAAGUAAUAAUGAUAUCCCGCUGACGAGUGCCUGCUGGAAGGGUCACCAUGAUGUCGUGAAACUUCUUCUGGAGUUUAAAUCUAAUAUAGAGCAUCGCACAAAGGAUGGCUGCACUCCGCUCAUGUUGGCGGCACGUGAGGGCCAUUAUUCAGUAGCCAAGUUGAUUCUUGAUAGCAAUGCUGAAGUGAAUGUUCCCUCUGGUAGUGAAAAUAACAUCCCCCUUACUCUGGCUUGCUGGAAAGGCCAUACUAAUGUGGUUGAGCUUCUCUUGGAACACAAGUCAAAUAUUGAGCAUCGUAACAAAGCUGGCUGUACUCCCCUGAUGUUAGCCUCAAGGGAGGGUCAUGUAGACACCACUCGUCUUUUGCUAAACAAGGGAGCUGAAAUAAACACACCAUCAGGGAGUAACGACGACACACCACUUACACUGGCCUGCUGGAAAGGCCAUGUGGAUGUGGUUGAUCUUCUCCUAAAACACAACUCCAAAGUCGAUCAUCAAACUAAAACUGGCUGCACCCCUCUUAUGGAAGCUACAAGGGAGGGUCAUGUCUCUGUCGCUGAACAGUUACUUGUGCAUGGUGCUGAUGUAGAACUUCCUGAUAACUAUGGUCAAAGUCCUCUCUUUAUGGCCUGUUGGAAAGGUCACCGGGAUGUUGCAGAACUUCUCCUUGAAAAUGUUGCGAACAGAGACUGCCGAACAAAAACAGGCAUCACGCCCUUAUUUCAGGCUUGUCGAGAAAACCAUGUGGAUGUAGUAGAACUUUUGUUGGAUUAUGGAGCCAGUGUGAACGCACCAUUCCCAAACAGCAGGUUAGUCAGAUUUGCCUUUCAUAAAGAUCCUUGGGGAGUUGUGGGGAGGCAGUGGUCUAAUGAUUAGUUUGUUAGAGUUUUAAUUGAACAUUCCAGGUGAGAGCCCAGGGUCUCGUGUUAUGUUUUUGAAAAAGAUGCAAUACUUCCAGUCGCUUUACAGUAAAGAAGCUGGAGCAAAAUGCUGGCUCUAUCUGAUUCUGCUCAUCCUUGCCCAGGGAACAAACCAUUUACUUUACUGUUCUACCGCAUUUUGAAGCUGUACAGAGUUUAUUUCAAUUCAUGUUUUCUAAUCACACAAACUUGAGGAAUUUUACCACAUGACAUGUGCUUGGUA
Messenger RNA from Orbicella faveolata, 2233 nucleotides. RefSeq lists its product as uncharacterized. Gene Ontology annotation, molecular function: protein binding; RNA binding. The record is from RefSeq and is a predicted model, not a curated record. Lineage: Eukaryota; Metazoa; Cnidaria; Anthozoa; Scleractinia; Merulinidae.